CCGCCCUGCCGGAGAUCCCGCCGCAGAAGAAGAGUCAGACCGGAACCUAAACAGCGCGGCAGAGCAGCGCGCGGCGGAAGAACAUUUUAAUCUCUGUGAAAGUAAACAAUAACAACAACAAGAAGCAGCUGCAGGCUCAUGGACUCUCCACCUGAAACUCUCACCUGGUUACCGUUGGUUACAGCAUGGCGCGCUCUGAUUGGACAGAUAACUCACUGACUGCACUGCCUCCAGAUCUCCAGCCAGCAGGAUGUCUGACUCCUCUGAUGAAGAUGACCAGUGGAAGGCGGAGUCUACCCGCAGGAUGUGGGCGGAGUCUCAGCCGGGUCCAUCCAGGUGUCAGCCCAGCAGACAGGGUUAUUGUGGAUACUGCAGAGUCCUUUACAGCAACCUGGAACAGCACCUGUCCAGCCUCCGACACCUGGAUUCUGUCCGGGCGUCCUCCCGAGGCUCCAGCACUGUCUCCUCCACCAGCAGUAGCAGAACCAAACUAACCCUGCUGGAGCGCUUCCUGCAGGACGUCCUACACCACCACCCGCACCGCUACAACGACCCCAG
Molecule: messenger RNA, 558 nt
Organism: Micropterus dolomieu (smallmouth bass)
Lineage: Eukaryota; Metazoa; Chordata; Actinopteri; Centrarchiformes; Centrarchidae
Product: DBF4-type zinc finger-containing protein 2-like
Exons: 6
Biological process (GO): epigenetic programming of gene expression; genomic imprinting
Molecular function (GO): zinc ion binding; nucleic acid binding
Source: RefSeq, a predicted model, not a curated record